CGGCCUACUACUGGCCGGAAAGCCCCCUAUGCUAAUACAGGCGCCUAGAAUUGCCGGGAAGUCCCCCAGGCUGAGGAGGUGCGGUCCCCAGCGCAGAGUGUCUCUUCGCGCGGUCAGUUGCCGUUCCAUCCGAUCCUUCUGCCUCCCUCUUUUUACUCCUUCUCUCCGCUGCUCAUGGACGACAAGUGGAAUGGCAAGGACCGCAGGCACAUCAAGCUGCUGUUCGCGCUCGGGUGUUUGGUGCUCCUGCUGGUGGCGACAGCAGUAGCCCUGAUGCACUUUUUAGUGCAAGUCCACAGCGAAGCCUGCCAAAGUGGCCUCCGGGCGGAGGAAAAGUGCCGCAACGUCACCAAUCACCUGCGCAGCCAGCUGAGCAUGGCCUGGCAGGUCUGGCGAGAGGACCAGACCACCUGCAACAGGACAAUGGAAAAACUGAAUGCGACCCUGACCAACACGAAAACUCAAGUGCAGAAGCAGCAGGAACAAAUGCAGGACCUGAGGGAUGAAAUCACGGAUUUAAAGCGGAAGCUGCAAGAGUCUCAGGAGAGGGAGCAGCACCUCAGGAAUGAGCUCAAUGCCGCCCGCCAAAUGGGUCCCAAAAACUCGGCCCGCCCCUUGGCCAUCUCCAUCGGCCUGGUGCUGGCGAUGCUUCUGCUGCUGAGCCUGGCUGCGCUGCGGUCCUGAGGCUGCAGUGUGCGCCAAUCUGGUUCCAGCUCUUUUGGCUUCGAAGUCCCCUGACCGACAGUUCUGCAGGAUGAACGGGCAGCAUGGUUUGGGUUUGGAGGGAAGGGGCAGUCUGGGGCUGGGUAUGGUGGAGAGGAACUGGGCUAUGUCUCCAGAUGGAAAACCCUUCUAUGGGGUGGGAUGAGGGCACCUGCUUCUGCUUCUCACUGUCAAGGCUGAGGGGUCCCUUUCUUCUAGGGCCUUUCUGUUCCAAAAAAAUAAACACGGUUUCUAGAGAAAAGAA
Messenger RNA from Cavia porcellus (domestic guinea pig), 967 nucleotides. It is a transcript of the gene Bst2, whose product is annotated as bone marrow stromal cell antigen 2. Bases 175 to 684 code for a protein of 169 amino acids. Gene Ontology annotation, cellular component: Golgi apparatus; cell surface. NCBI's taxonomy places the organism in Eukaryota, Metazoa, Chordata, Mammalia, Rodentia, Caviidae. Gene Ontology annotation, biological process: defense response to virus; innate immune response. Gene Ontology annotation, molecular function: metalloendopeptidase inhibitor activity. The transcript is spliced from 5 exons. The record is from RefSeq and is a predicted model, not a curated record.